Molecule: messenger RNA, 2688 nt
Organism: Paramisgurnus dabryanus
Lineage: Eukaryota; Metazoa; Chordata; Actinopteri; Cypriniformes; Cobitidae
Source: RefSeq, a predicted model, not a curated record
GCUUUAGUGUAGUCAUCGAUGUCUUUGUGACAAUAUUGUGUUUUUUGUGUAUCUUGUGAUUAUUAUUGUGUCUGUACGUUAUGAUCGCCCGCUGGAGAAAUGACGUGGGUUUGUAGAGUUGUGUCGUCACGCAUGUGCGCGCAUGAUUUGUGUACGCGCAGGGCAGUGAUGGAUGAGAUGAGCGCCGCUGGAGUCGCUUAUAAUCAGGAUUUAACACAUAAGACCAUCCUGGUGGGAGACAGCGGUGUGGGGAAAACAUCUCUGCUUGUUCAGUUUGAUCAGGGGAAAUUUAUCCCUGGAUCUUUUUCUGCCACAGUGGGGAUCGGAUUUACGAAUAAAGUUGUGACAGUAGAUGAGCUGAAGGUGAGAUUACAGAUCUGGGACACCGCGGGGCAGGAGAGAUUUCGCAGCGUCACACAUGCAUACUACAGAGAUGCUCAAGCGCUUCUCUUGCUGUACGACAUCACCAGCAGAUCUUCAUUUGAUAACACACGGGCGUGGCUAACAGAGAUUCACGAGUAUGCUCAGGAUGAUGUGGUGAUUAUGUUGAUUGGUAACAAGACGGACAUGUCCAAUACAAGAGUGAUCAGACGGGAAGAUGGAGAGAAACUGGCCAGAGAGUUUGGUGUCAUUUUUCUGGAGACCAGCGCUAAAACCGGACUCAAUGUGGAUCAGGCUUUUAUAACUGUAGCCAAGGAGUUGGUGAGACAAUCUGUACAGAUGCCCGUCCAACCCAGAUUUUACCUCCAUGACCUGAUGGAGCCAGAGAAAGAGACUUCAGGCUGCUGUGGGUUUAACUAGAACAAAUGAGAUGAGAUCGAGGUAUUUCAACAUUCAAAGAGAUCUCACGCUUACUAACAUGAGAUUUGUGUUAAAAAUAAUGCCAAAUGCAAAGACAACCAGCAGAUGGUGCUGUAGUGCAGAGUAAUGUUUACUGGAGACUUUAUGCAGUAUUAAUGAAAACUUAAAAACUUUGAUUCAUAUUGAGUGACAGAAGAGCCAAACCUAUAUUUUAUUCUUUACUUAUAUUUAAAUCAAAUGACAUGAUGUCACAGGAACCACUGAAGAGUCAAACAUACCCAGGCCAGAAUAAAGCACCUGGUGGUUAUAUAGGAGCACAUUAUGAGCAUCAGAUGGCAGUAAAGCUUUAAUUCUCUAUUGAAGCUUCAUGUUUACAGCUGCAUGUCUAUAUUGAUGAUGAUGAUGAUGAUGAUGAUAUUCUUAUUCCUUUAGUGAACAAACGCUGACAGUGCGUGUAAAUGAAUGAUGCAAAUGUAAUUAAUUUUCCUUUAGAUUAUUUUAGGGAUCAGUUAAAGUUGUAUGUGAGCGCUGUAACGGAUAUCCACAGAUUUUCCUGCUGUAAACUCUUUACAUUAUGAUGCAGAAUAGCAGCUGUGUUAACAGAUAAAUGAAUUUUUAUGUGCUGCAUUUGAAUCUCAGGAUAUUUACUGGGAAUAUUUAAAGAGCUCAGAUGUAAAACCCACUUAAUGCAUCUGGAAUGAUUGAUGAGAGUCUUAAAGCAACACUAUGUAGUUUCCAUGUAAAAAUGACUUACAGCUCCCCCAUGUGGUUGAAAAGCGUAACAGUGCCUGGUAUCAGACACUCUUCUGCAGGCAGGGGGAGGGGCCUGGCUGUGUUUCCUACCCUCCACCGCCACUUUCAGAGUGUGCUUGUAGCAGCUAGGAGGCUGCUCAGGUUUCAGCAACAGUACAAUUUGUCCAGUUAAAAGUUGUUCUAUCACUGAAAUAAUUUUAGAGAAAUUGUUUAAAGGUAAAAAAACUACAUAGUGUUGCUUUAAAGGAGCAUUUCACCCGUAGAAACAUUCAUCUUUAUUGAAAGUGCGUCAUAUUUGUGGUCGAAAUGUAACAUACAUUUAGAAUUUGGUGCCUAUUUGACUGAGAAAAGGGGUGUUUGUAGUCUCACUCCCUAAACAAAGAUAUAGCACUUCCUUCUUUCAAUGAUGCAAAAUGAUGAUUUUUACAUCAUUGAAAGAAGGAAGUGCAACACUGAAAUCUGUAUUUCUCCUGUCUCAGUGGCAACUGAGGAAAUGAUGCAUUACCAUUCAAAAACAUGACUGCGGUUCUAACUAUACAAAGCCUAAUGCAAAUGGGUGAAGUGUCCCUUUAAUAAAUUCAGCCUAAAACCCAGUAUUUCUGAAUGGCCUUAGGCCGGGAUUAAGCGGAUUUGAAGGAAAAGUAUUUGAUGAAGGUAUAAUAUGUACCGAGAGCAUUGGGUUAAUAUCAUCAUCUCAUUUUUGACGGAAAUGACAUUUAGUGUUUUUGCAUCUGAGCUCUUCAUUUAUACACCAUUAGAAGCUCUAAAAUACUGCAAAUAUAUCAAAGGAAAUAUGCAUUUUUCUCCUUAGCUAGAUUAUUAAGAUUGAAUGAUUCAGAAUUACUGUUUGCAUUUGGAUUAUUAAUAUUAGCUGAUGUUUUAUGAUAAUAUAUAUCGAGAGAGGUUGUGAUUAUUCUGCCUGUGUGUUUUAUUUCAACAGAUAUAUUAAGAUGAUUUUAAUCAGAUUUUAUUAUCAAAGUAUUUUGUGUUUGUUUUUCCCUCUAAUCAAACUCCAGUAUCGGUUUUCCUGAAAUGAAAACACUUUGCACAAUUUUGUGUCGAUGUCCUCAGGUCUUUUCCUGUUUGACUUUGUAAAAUGCUUAGAAAAAGUUAUAAAAUAAUCAGUUGUGUCAA